Messenger RNA from Apaloderma vittatum (bar-tailed trogon), 2784 nucleotides. It is a transcript of the gene INTS6, whose product is annotated as integrator complex subunit 6. The annotation marks the transcript as partial. Gene Ontology annotation, cellular component: integrator complex. Gene Ontology annotation, biological process: snRNA 3'-end processing. The transcript has 14 exons. Lineage: Eukaryota; Metazoa; Chordata; Aves; Trogoniformes; Trogonidae. The record is from RefSeq and is a predicted model, not a curated record.
CUCCAUUUACCUCUCAAUUCCCCUCUACCUGGAAGUGAGUUGACUAAGGAACCCUUUCGAUGGGAUCAGAGGUUAUUUGCUUUGGUUCUGCGCUUGCCUGGGAUUACAGCACCGGAAUCGGAGCAGGUGACGGGGGUACCAGUUGAUGACUCCGCAAUCACACCUAUGUGCGAAGUCACAGGAGGUCGAUCAUAUUGUGUGUGCUCUCCAAGAAUGCUGAAUCAGUGUCUUGAGUCACUGGUGCAAAAAGUGCAAAGUGGAGUGGUAAUAAAUUUUGAAAAAGCUGGACCGGAUCCCUCACCAAUUGACGAUGGGCAGGUGGAUAUAUCUAGACCCUUUGGACCCCAGCCUUGGCACAGCUGUCACAAACUUAUUUAUGUCAGACCAAACCCUAAAACUGGGGUUCCUAUAGGUCAUUGGCCUGUUCCUGAAUCCUUUUGGCCAGAUCAAAAUUCUCCAACGCUGCCACCUCGCACAUCUCAUCCUGUGGUGAAAUUUUCCUGUACUGACUGUGAACCGAUGGUCAUUGACAAACUGCCUUUUGAUAAAUACGAGUUAGAACCUUCACCACUGACCCAGUUUAUCCUGGAAAGAAAAUCCCCUCAGACCUGCUGGCAGGUAUAUGUAAGCAAUAGUGCAAAAUACAGUGAACUUGGUCACCCUUUUGGUUACUUGAAAGCUAGUACAGCGCUGAACUGUGUGAAUUUAUUUGUGAUGCCUUACAACUACCCAGUCCUGCUUCCACUGUUAGAUGACUUGUUUAAAGUACACAAGGCAAAACCUACAUUAAAAUGGCGACAGUCAUUUGAAAGCUAUUUGAAGACAAUGCCUCCUUAUUAUCUUGGGCCUUUGAAGAAAGCUGUGAGAAUGAUGGGAGCACCAAACCUUAUAGCUGACAAUGUGGAAUAUGGACUUAGUUACAGUGUCAUUUCAUAUCUCAAAAAGUUGAGUCAGCAGGCCAAAAUAGAGUCCGAUAGAGUCAUUGGCUCUGUAGGCAAAAAGGUAGCGCAAGAGACUGGAAUUAAGGUCAGAAGCAGAUCACACAACCUGUCUAUGGCACAUAGGAACGAUUUUCAACAUCUGCUACAGGGGAUUACUGGGGAAAUUCCUCAUAGACCUCUAGACCUCAAUAUGAAGGAGUAUGCUGGGUUCCAAAUAGCUUUGCUGAAUAAGGAUUUGAAACCUCAGACUUUUAGAAACGCUUAUGACAUACCCAGAAGAAAUCUUUUGGAUCAGUUAACACGAAUGAGAUCUAAUUUACUGAAGAGUACUCGCAAGUUCCUCAAAGGACAAGAUGAAGAUCAAGUUCACAGUGUACCUAUAGCACAAAUGGGAAACUACCAGGAAUAUCUAAAACAAAUACCUUCGCCACUGCGAGAGCUUGAUCCUGAUCAACCACGAAGGCUUCAUACAUUUGGCAACCCAUUCAAACUGGACAAAAAGGGAAUGAUGAUAGAUGAAGCAGAUGAGUUUGUAUCAGGACCUCAAAAUAAACAGAAAAGACCUGGAGAACCAAAUAUGCAAGGGAUCCCAAAAAGACGACGUUGUAUGUCCCCCCUGCUCAGAGGUCGACCACAGACUCCCUCGGUUGUGAAUAAUCAUAUUGGAGGAAAAGGGCCACCAACACCAACUACACAAGCACAGCCUGACCUUGUUAAACCUAUUCCUAUUCACAAAACAUCAGAAACAAAUAAUGAGGUUACAGUGGAUGAUGUGGUUGAGAAUCAUGUCACAGACCCACUUUCAUCGGAUGUUUUCCCAAAUACUGUGGACUCGGAGUUUUCAAUGCCCUCUUCACCGUUCAACUCACUGGAUCGACCGGCAGCUCAUACAGAGGAUGCAGGCCAUGAACAUUUAGAGAACAACUUGAAUGUCGAUGAGUUUUUGGAGAAUCAUGAGGAAUCGAGUAGUAAAGAACAAAGUACUGAAGAGAAUUUGCCAGUGUCUUCACCAAGCAAAGGGAAAAAAAGUGUGCAUUGCAGAAGUUCCAGAGAGAUUAAUAUAGAGCUAAAAGCACAAAUUAUGAAAGAGAUACGAAAACCAGGAAGGAAAUAUGAAAGAAUCUUCUUUUUACUGAAGCAUGUACAAGGAAGCUUACAAACCCGACUGAUAUUUUUACAAAAUGUUAUUAAAGAAGCUUCAAGGUUUAAAAAACGAAUGCUGAUAGAACAGCUUGAGAGUUUUCUGGAAGAAAUCCAUCGCAGAUCAAAUCAGGUCAACCAUAUCAACAGCAGCUAAGAAACACUGCACACGAGAGAAAGCCCCACAGCAGGGCACUGCUGUCCUUACUUGCAUUCAUUUUUGAUAUGCACUCUUAUCUCAAGUUUCUGUACCUGAAAGAAUGAGAAGCUGCUCUAUAAAAUGAUAAGAAAAGUAUCCAUCAUCUUUUUUUUCCCCUUCACUUCUGUUAUUUUUGUAAUGUGAAAAAUACUACAAAAACAUUUUUUAUUUAACUAAAUGGAGAACUUCCUGCUUGUCAUGGACUUAAGUGUCACUUUCCCUCAGGUUCUAUUUUUCUUAAUCCAACCUUCAAAACUAUCACCUCUUAAGGUUGAACUUUGCCAAAAACGUUGCUUUGUAAUUUUCAAAAAAAAAAGCACAUACAUUAAACAAGGUAAUGUUUUGUAUAUACAGUUAUUUUGGAUAUAUUAUUGUAAGUUGUAUAAAUGUAUUUUGAAAAAUAUUUAAGAAAAGCACUUUUGUUAUUCCAUCAAUAAAAGCUCUAUUUUAAUCUUUGUGUAGGAUUGAGUACAGUUUUUAUUGGAACGCUUCAUUUUGCCUUCC